CUGCUGUGGAAGCCUGCGUCUUGUACGGCUUGAAGCGGAGGGCAGCGGGGUUCCUGCGCAGCAACAAGAUAGCAGCUCUCUUUAUGAAGGUGGGAAAGAGCUUUCCUCCGGCAGAGGAGCUUUGCAAGAAGGUCCAAGACCUGGAGCAGCUCAUUGAGAACGCACGAAAUCAAGUCCAGGGCGUCCCAGAAAAUGUGCGCAAGAUGCCGAAGCUGCCCAACCUGUCACCUCAAGCCAUCAAGCACCUCUGGAUCCGCACAGCCCUGUUUGAAAAGGUCUUGGAUAAAAUUGUGCACUACUUGGUGGAGAACAGCAGUAAGUACUACGAGAAAGAAGCUCUCCUGAUGGAUCCUGUGGAUGGGCCAAUUCUUGCAUCUUUACUGGUGGGGCCCUGUGCACUGGAGUACACGAAGAUGAAGACCGCUGACCACUUCUGGACAGACCCCUCGGCAGAUGAGCUGGUUCAGAGGCACCGGAUCCACAGCUCCCACUGCCGCCAGGACUCGCCCACCAAGCGCCCGGCGCUCUGCAUUCAGAAAAGGCAUUCGAGUGGCAGCAUGGAUGACCGGCCGUCGCUGUCUGCUAGGGACUAUGUGGAGUCUCUGCACCAGAAUUCCCGAGCCACGCUCCUCUAUGGCAAGAACAAUGUCCUGGUGCAGCCACGAGAUGACAUGGAGGCAAUCCCAGGAUAUCUGUCCCUUCACCAGACUGCUGACAUCAUGGCGCUGAAGUGGACGCCCAACCAACUGAUGAACGGCUCUGUGGGGGAUCUGGACUACGAGAAGAGCGUGUACUGGGACUAUGCCAUGACUAUUCGCCUGGAGGAGAUCGUCUACUUGCACUGUCACCAGCAAGUAGACAGCGGUGGAACGGUUGUCUUGGUGAGCCAGGAUGGGAUUCAGAGGCCCCCACUGCGGUUCCCCAGAGGAGGCCACUUACUGCAGUUCCUGUCCUGCCUGGAGAACGGCCUCCUGCCCCACGGGCAGCUGGAUCCACCCCUCUGGUCGCAGCGGGGAAAGGGCAAGGUGUUUCCCAAGCUGAGGAAGCGAAGUCCCCAGGGCUCCUCCGAGUCUGCCUCCGACAAGGAAGAUGACGAAGCCACCGAUUACGUUUUCAGAAUAAUCUACCCAGGGACACAGUCUGAGUUCGUAGCCCAGGACCUGAUGGACGCACCGGGCACUGGCCUGCCUCCCAUGUGGCAACCCAGCACCCGCAAGUCCUCCUGCUCCUCCUGCUCUCAGAGCGGCUCCUCUGACGGUGGCCCAUCCAACGGCUGCAGCCAUGAAAGAGCUCCACUGAAGCUCCUGUGUGACAAUAUGAAGUACCAGAUCCUCUCCCGGGCUUUCUACGGCUGGCUGGCUUACUGCAGACACCUCUCCACGGUGCGAACCCACCUGUCUGCGCUGGUUAACCACAACAUCGUGUCUCCUGACGUGCCCUGCAACGCCAGCUCGGGACUCACCGUGGAGAUAUGGCAGAGAUACCUCCAGGACAGCACGAGCUACGAGGACCAGGAGCUGCUGCGGCUGAUCUACUACGGUGGGAUCCAGCACGAGAUCAGGAAGGCUGUGUGGCCCUUCCUUUUGGGCCAUUAUCAGUUUGGGAUGACGGAGGCAGAAAGGAAAGAGGCUGACGACCAGAUCCGCACUUGCUAUGAGCACACCUGGCCGAGUGGCUGGGGGGGCGAGGCCAUGGCCGAGUGGCUGGGCUGCGAGGCCAUCGUCCGGCAGCGGGAGAAGGAGUCUCAUGCCGCGGCCUUGGCCAAGUGCUCCUCCGGGGCCAGCCUGGAUUCCCACCUGCAGAGGAUGAUGCACCGGGACUCAACGAUCAGCAACGAGUCUUCACAGAGCUGCAGCUCUGGCCGCCAGAACCACGCCCGGCUGCAGAGCGACUCCAGCUCCAGCACACAGGUGUUUGAGUCUGUCGAUGAAGUGGAACAGACAGAAGCAGAUGCUCAGCUGGAAGAUGGCAAACAAAGCAAGAUCCCCAAUGGGACGGUUCCCAACGGCACGUGUUCCCCUGAUUCCGGCCACCCCUCUUCCCAGAACUUCUCCAUCGCAUCGGGGUUCUCGGAGCGCAGCUUUAGUAAUGAGGACAGUGCCCUGGAAACCAACAAAUCCUCGGCCAGCUCUCAGGGAAGGGCUGGUGGGUGCGACGUGCCGGGUACACAGGACCCGGAUGGUGCCCAGCGGGAGGAGAAGCUGCAGGGCCAAGACAGUCUGGAAGGUGAAUUUUCCACCAGUGGGAGCGUGGACUUUGUUCCCAUGGUUGAGAGCUCGGCUGGAGUUCUGUGUGGUCGUGAUGCUGUAGCCCUGACUGUGGUGGAGAGCUGGGCAGACAGCGAAGCUGAAAAGCAAAGCUUGGUGGAGAGCGAAGAUAACCUCUCCGAGGAGCCAGAGAUGGAGAGUUUGUACCCACAGCUGGAUUCUCUGACCGUGACUGAUCUGGCCAACAGUGAAGCGUCUGCUGUCUCCUCGACGGGUGUCACCUACUCUCCAGAGCUACUGGACAUGUACACGGUGAACCUACACCGCAUCGAGAAGGACGUGCAGCGCUGUGACCGCAACUACUGGUACUUCACACCUACCAACCUGGAGAAACUCCGCAACAUCAUGUGCAGCUACAUCUGGCAGCACAUCGAGAUCGGUUACGUGCAGGGGAUGUGUGACCUGCUCGCCCCUCUCCUGGUCAUCCUCGAUGAUGAGGCUCUGGCUUUCAGCUGUUUCACCGAGCUUAUGAAGAGGAUGAAUCAGAACUUCCCCCACGGAGGAGCCAUGGACACCCACUUUGCCAACAUGAGAUCACUGAUCCAGAUUCUGGACUCUGAGCUCUUUGAGCUGAUGCACCAGAAUGGUGAUUACACUCAUUUCUACUUCUGCUACCGAUGGUUUCUCCUGGACUUCAAGAGAGAGCUGGUGUACGAUGACGUGUUUGCCGUCUGGGAGACCAUCUGGGCAGCUGCGCACGUUUCCUCUGCACACUACGUGCUCUUCAUCGCCCUGGCUUUGGUGGAAAUGUACCGGGACAUCAUCCUGGAGAACAACAUGGAUUUUACAGACAUCAUCAAGUUUUUCAAUGAAAUGGCUGAGCGACACAACACCAAGCAGAUCCUGAAGCUGGCUCGGGACCUUGUCUAUAAAGUCCAGACUCUGAUCGAGAACAAAUGA
Messenger RNA from Apaloderma vittatum (bar-tailed trogon), 3167 nucleotides. It is a transcript of the gene SGSM1, whose product is annotated as small G protein signaling modulator 1. NCBI's taxonomy places the organism in Eukaryota, Metazoa, Chordata, Aves, Trogoniformes, Trogonidae. The record is from RefSeq and is a predicted model, not a curated record. Gene Ontology annotation, biological process: activation of GTPase activity. Gene Ontology annotation, molecular function: GTPase activator activity.